Lithohypha guttulata is the source of this 1815-nucleotide messenger RNA. RefSeq lists its product as uncharacterized. The record is from RefSeq and is a predicted model, not a curated record. Lineage: Eukaryota; Fungi; Ascomycota; Eurotiomycetes; Chaetothyriales; Trichomeriaceae. Bases 1 to 1815 code for a protein of 604 amino acids. The transcript has 2 exons.
AUGCAAAGUGUUGCUCCCAGUCCAUCGACGAAAGAUAGCAUCGUAACCUUGAAACUACUACCUAAUGUCCUUCGAAAUAUCGACACCUCCAAACCCCUAUCAACAAAGAAAAAGACAAGAUCUGUACCUCGCAAGAAUGGUGUCUCUCGACGACAAAAGCUGGGCAGACCUCAAAAAUCCUCAUUAGAACCACUGCGUAAAAAAGUCAGACGCCGUCCAGGCGACGCAGAGAGAAGGCGGAAACUGAAACGCGAAAUUGAGAUAGCUAGAGCGCAUCAAGAGAGUGAGAAGUACUUGAUCAAGAAGAACGCUGCGAAGUGGGCCACGUUCGAACCCGAAGACAAUCCUGAAUUGGACUGGCUAGAGGUCCAAGUAACUCCUAACACAGUUGGAAUUCCUGUCCUUAUUCGGAGGCCACCACACGGACUGCCUGACGCAGCAAUAUCCGGCAUUGCUCGAACACAAUACAUGACACAAGCCGUUGGUCACAAGCUCGGCAUACCUCCACCGAACGCCAAUCUAUCCCCUCUCCUACAUCGGCUCAUCGACGCUGACAGUAUGGAGCGCAUCGAGGCAGCAAUCUCUCGACAGAAGCUUCCUCUACAGCCUGCCACUCCCACUUCUGAAACAUCGUUGAUGAUGCCAACAAUGUAUGGCAAGCUACAAGACCGAGAGAGAGCACAAGUGCAGGCUGUUCUCGAUGCAGGUCAACAGGUCUUCCCAUCUGUCUCACCUCCUCGCUAUGGCGCCCCAAGCUAUGCCAUGCAACCUGUCAGGCCUCCACGAACAGGUCAAUAUGACAUCAACGAUCCAUCCUACCAUCAUGCGGCGAAUAUUCGCGACAACACAUUGGCUCCAAACCCUCUACGCUCUCGCGACCCGAAAGUCCAAGUGGAUCUCUCAAUGGUGGCUCUGAAAAACCUUCAUCAAUACAAUGCCAAUCACAUCGAGCACGAUCUCUUCAUGAGUGGUGGAUUGGCUGCAGACGACUUACCCUACCAAGACUCCGAGGAAAAUCAAACAGCUAUUGCUGCUCUGCAAGAACCGAACGCCAGAAAUUCCGAAUUUAUCAUCAAUGUUGACGACAAAGACUUUAACAACGGAGCGACAAAUGCCAAAGAUACAAGAUGGAUCAUUCGACACCGCACUACUUCACUCUUCCCACCAGUCUGUCUCCUCUCAAGAAUUCGCGAUACAGCAGUGGCAGUGCACAACUCUCGUCGUGGCCGUGCUCGCAUCUGCUCAGUCGUCGCCCAGCACUGCGCUCACGAAGUCAGAUGGCGGGAGGAAUCUCGCGGCCGUUUCAUCGUGGACGACGACUUGAAUGGUGGUUACCAGCAGAACGCUGUGGCAGUGAACCCUCAAGAUAUCCACGUCAGACAUCCCGAUAUGCAUUUUCAAAACAUGGGACCGGAGAACACUAUUCCUCAAGACAUGAAUUAUCAGAACACGAACCAGGAGAAGCUUGGAUACAGAAGACAAGGGAUUUUCAACCCGCAAAUCAAUGCUUAUGAGCUUGAGGAAGAACGACCUGAGGAUCCGAAGUGGCGCACGGCGCAGGAGUGGCGCGAGGUGCUACGCACUGGUGGAAGAGACCUGACCGAGGACGAGAGAUGGAGAUUGGGUUUGAUGAACGAUCAUCACUCUGUGGUUGAUCUGACUGAAGACCAGGUGGAUAUGAUGAUGGAGGGUGAUAGGCCUUGGGAUAUUAGUGCAAUUGGUGGACAUGGUAAGAUGGUGUUUGAUGGUGUUGUCAUGAAUCACAUGGUUGGUGGUGUGAGAGGACAUUUGGUACGGACACCUGAUUGGGAUUGA